Salvelinus fontinalis (brook trout) is the source of this 2098-nucleotide messenger RNA. RefSeq names its product ADP-ribosylation factor-like protein 16. Gene Ontology annotation, molecular function: GTPase activity; GTP binding. The record is from RefSeq and is a predicted model, not a curated record. The coding region runs from base 199 to 717 and encodes 172 amino acids. The transcript is spliced from 5 exons. Lineage: Eukaryota; Metazoa; Chordata; Actinopteri; Salmoniformes; Salmonidae.
CGGGUUCGGUCGGUGAAGAUAUAAGUAAUGAGAAAUUGGAUUUGCAGCAAAGAUUUGUUUCUUAUUUGUGCAAACAUAGCAAAUAAAGUUGAUCAUAUGAGCGUCGCCGUGGUGUCAAAGUAAGCUGGAGAGGCUUGCUUGCUAGCUAACUAUCUCGACAAGUUUGAUACGGAUCAAGUCUUUUUUGGUUUAUACGAAAUGUGUUUGCUGCUCGGUGCAACCGGUGUUGGAAAAACUCUUCUCUUGAAACGUUUACAGAAGCUCAGUGUGAGAGAUGGCACAACUGAUUUAGGGGAACCCCCUGUUACUCUACCUACGGUGGGCACCAACCUGACAGACCUGACUCUGAAGAGGAAGAGGGUGACUGUGAGAGAGCUGGGAGGCUGUAUGGGUCCUAUCUGGCCCAGUUACUAUACGGACUGCUCCUCUGUCAUCUUCAUGGUGGACUCUGCUAACACCACCCAGGUGUCGUCAUCCUGUAUCCAGCUCCUGUCUGUCCUCUCUGCUGAACCUCUCCACACAGCCUCUGUCCUGGUUAUCUUCAACAAGAGGGACCUCCCUUGUACCAUGAGUCUCGUAGAGAUGAUGUCACUGUUCAGGAUGGAUGACAUCAUCGCCUCUGCCACCCAGCCGAUCACGACCCUGGAACUGAGCGCUCGUUCCGGCCAGGGACUCCAGGAGGUGUUGGGCUGGCUGGACUCCACCCUAACUAACUGACAGAGUGAUGUCAUAGAAGCAUCUUCCUUCCGGGAAGCAGUUCCUCAUUGCUGGUGCUUUCAAGACAACUGGGAACUCUGGGGAAAAAUACGGGGUAAAAUCAUGACGUCAGUGAUUUUCAGGUCAGAAAGUCGGUGCUGUAGGAGGCCCAAGUUUCCGAGUUGGAAUUUCAAGUUGGAUGACCGUUAAAAAAAUAAUUUAAAAAACUGUUAUCUUGAACGCACUGAAGUCAGAGAUUUCUGAGUUCCCAGUUGCUUUGAACGCAGCAUAAGUGACGUCAUUGUCACUGAACUUGGAAUGAUGUCACCACCAACUGGAAAGUGAGGGUACUGUAUCUCACGUCGUUACACAUGAAUCCCGUUGGCAAGAAGAUGUCGUCAUCCUCAUGAUCUCAGCACACCAGGAAUGAUCUGUCAUUCACAUGGGAUCACGUCUGAUUGAGGAGGCCUGAUAUUAAUGCUGUUAUGGCUGGAAUAUCAUGCCUGUAUUUAUUGUCAGCACUCUGUAUAGACACUGUAUCUACCAGCAGUUGUUUUUUAAAGGCUGAGGGAGAACACUGUUAUAUCAUUUGGUUUAAGUACUUCCAAAUAGGGAAAUGCAUAAUCAUGUGUGCAGUAGUGUCCUUGAUGUAGCCUAACUAUCCUGGAGUAGUGUCAUCGAUGUCGCCUAACUAUCCUGGAGUAGUGCCCUCGAUGUAGCCUAACUAUCCUGGAGUAGUGCCCUCGAUGUAGCCUAACUAUCCUGGAGUAGUGCCCUCGAUGUAGCCUAACUAUUCUGGAGUAGUGCCCUCGAUGUAGCCUAACUAUGCUGGAUUCAUUGAUAUGGGGAAAUGAUGGAUGACAGUGGAAAUACAGUAACUGUCAUACAGGUGUGUGGAAAUACAGUAACUGUCAUAGAGGUGUGUGGAAAUAUAGUAACUAUCAUAGAGGUGUGUGGAAAUACAGUAACUGUCAUACAGGUGUGUGGAGAUACAGUAACUGUCAUAGAGGUGUGUGGAAAUACAGUAACUGUCAUACAGGUGUGUGGAAAUACAGUAACUGUCAUACAGGUGUGUGGAGAUACAGUAACUAUCAUAGAGGUGUGUGGAAAUACAGUAACUGUCAGAGGUGUGUGGAAAUACAGUAACUGUCAUAGAGGUGUGUGGCCUCUGGGGGGCAGACAGACAUCGUGUAGAAAAGUCAACUCUUUGCAGAGUGUGCUUCUCUUAAGCAUUCGAUAUGUAGAAACAUUCCAUUAUAAAGUGUUGAUAUUACAAUCUAGCUAGGCAUAUAUAUAUUACACACAGUCAUGUAUUAACAGAUGUAAAAAGGUUGAAUGGUAUCAAAGCAACAAAUAUACUAUUGAUCAACAUGAUCAUGAAAUAAAAGCUGUAAAAUAUGAA